Molecule: messenger RNA, 555 nt
Organism: Fusarium venenatum
Lineage: Eukaryota; Fungi; Ascomycota; Sordariomycetes; Hypocreales; Nectriaceae
Product: RmlC-like cupin domain-containing protein
Cellular component (GO): intracellular anatomical structure
Source: RefSeq, a predicted model, not a curated record
AUGCAGUACACUCUAGUUCUAUUCUGGCUACCUCUUAGCCUUGCCUUGCAUCUCCCCCAGGCGUUUCACAAGCAAAUCCGUAGUAGCAAAACACCAGCCAAUGAAUUCACAGCAGAAGAAAUCAUCGGUCUUUUAGACAUGCAAUCAUCUGACGAAGGGGGUUAUUUCUACGAAACUUUUAGGGACCCCAACGUCAUACCAGGCACGAACCGAUCUAUCAGCACGGCCAUUUAUUACCUUCUGCAAGGCUGUACAGGCCAAUCACUCUGGCAUAAACUCGAUGCCGCCGAGGUCUGGCACUAUUACGCUGGUGCACAUCUAGUUUUGUCCGUCUCUUACAACAACGGAUCUUGUGGCAAAGACUACAUUAUGGGAGCGGAUCUUUUUGAAGGACAGAGGCCCCAGGCAAUUGUUGCGAGGGAUGAGUGGCAGAGUGCGAGAAGCUUGGGUGAAUGGACGCUUGUGGGUACCACAGUCGCACCAGGGUUUGAUCCUAGCACAGAGAUUAUCAAACCGAAAGGCUGGAAGCCAAAUGCAUGCAAGCCGACCCAUUGA